Messenger RNA from Penicillium olsonii, 1098 nucleotides. NCBI's taxonomy places the organism in Eukaryota, Fungi, Ascomycota, Eurotiomycetes, Eurotiales, Aspergillaceae. The record is from the annotation of a GenBank genome assembly.
AUGGGGGACUCCCUCCUCAUAUUCUUCGGUCCCGUCCUCCUCCCACGCCUUAUUAAUGCCUAUCGAAGUCUGCGAGUCUCCAUCGCAAGUCGUCCACCGCCCCGACCCCUCCCUGCUGCCCCAGGCCGGGCCCUGAACAUCCUCUUCGGAGGCAUUGUCUUCUUCCUCCUCCUCAGUCUCCCAUUCAACCCUCACGCUCCCGAACCCAACAUCUUCGCGCUCACCCGAUCUCGCUUGAACACGCCCACCGAUGUCAUCUUCAACCGUCUGGCGCGGUUCCGCCCCGACAACCUCCUCUCCCACACCGACAACCUCCUCCAGUCCAAGCUGACUUCCCUCGGCGCGCGACGUGUCUACCUCACCUUCGGACCAGACGCUCUGGUCUCGUGCCAAUUCUGCUCCUAUGACGACCUCACCACCUAUUUAAUGUACUACCUGCCCUUCCAUGUGCUCCUCCCGCAUCUGGGGCAUUUGAUGCUCCUCGGCAUCGCAACCUCCGCCCCUAUCGCAGGCCGCGAAGCCGCCCGCUGGCGCAUGAAGUUCACCUUGGCAGGCCUCGCUCUCGCCGCUAUCGAUGUCUACAUCAUCGCCACCUACGACGCGAUCAACGGCGCGCCCCUGUCUGUUCGCGCAGGCCAGAAACCUCCGACCAGUCUCUACAAUCAGAUUACGCUACUGCGGCCGCUGGCGAUCGUGGUCUGUGAUGUGAUCUGUGCGGCCAUCAUUUGGCUCUCCGCAACUAACCGCUUCUUCUUCAAGCCGCCGGCUGUGGGGGAGCAGAUCGAUGGUGCGAUUGAUAUGGUGGUGAAGUCAUUGAAGGAUACCACUACGAAACUGCAUGCGAGCAGUGUGACGCGCAAUGCGGUGGUGCGGGACAAGGAGCUGAAAAAUCGGGAUGAUUUGUAUUGGCGGACGAUGGCGGCCUCGGAGAGCCCCACCGGCGAGACCGGGGAAGGCCAGAUCCUCAACAAUAUCUGGGAGGAGGAAGAAGUUGCUCGAGCCAUGUCGCGGGCCAUGGCGGGUCAAGGGGGAAUUGAUUUGGCUCAGCUGGGCGUGAACGCCAAUGACUUUGUCCAAGGGGUGACGGAGGGUCUGUAA